GAAGGUGGGAGCUCUCGUGGAAAUGCAACUUCUGCGUAAACUCAACCUGAAAUACUUUUAGGAAUGUUUUUUGUCUAAAUUUCCUGUGCUGCAAGCUCUAAGGGAACAUGCGGCGCUGACACCGGCCUGCGGACGCCUCCAGCCAGCCUGGGCUACGAAUGGAGGAGCUGCUGGCUCAGCUAGCGCGCGAUGCCGGGGCGGAACGGCGCGCCGACAUCCGCCUUCUGGCCGACCAGGCGCGCAACUUUACUGAAUCGCAGCAUGGCCUGUUGCGCGACCCGCCGUGGGAGCUCCGUUCCAAGUGUCUGGAGGCGCUGGGCUCGGCGCUGCACAGUGGCAGCGGCAAACUUGGCACGCUCGCCAUACAGGGACUGCAGAGAAUGCUCCGUGACGACCGGUUCGCGGCCCCGUUCGAGAGCGACGACGAGUCUCGAUGGCUAACCACCCAGCUGCUGGAUUCACUGCCGUCGCUGGCAACGCUCGACGAUAACGCACAGGUCGAAAUAAUGCGGGUACUGCUGAGCGCCGCGUGUCAGAGCUGGUGGGUGGCCAGCAGCGCGCUGGUGGUUCGCCUGCUGACGCUCUGCUUCCAGCUGUGCUCGAGGACACCCUGCCCGCCCACGGUUGCCACGGCCGCGCAGGCCGCCGCCUGCCAGGCAGUCCGCGGCUUUGUCGCCAUUCUUGACGAGAGCUACGAGAGUGAGAUGGCGGAGGGCCCGGCCGGAGGCGGGGACGGCCUGUCGCCGGCCGACGUGUACCAGGACAUCGUACCCGUGUGCGGCUACCUGUGCUCCCAGCUGCAGGCCUUCGCCGACAAACGGUCGGCCGGCGCGGGUCUGCAGCUGCUGCUGAGCACGCUGAACGCGCUGCUGACGGCGCUGCCGGCGGCCCGCGCCCACCAGUGCGCGCCGCUGCUGGAGCAGACGUGGCGCCACCUGACGCCGGCUCUGGUCUGCCUGCUUGGCUCGCCGACCACCGAGCGGGUGGGCAGUCACGGGCCGGCCGGCGAGUCUCAGCUGGCCAGGGGCUCCGGCGGCCUCACACAGCAGCCAUCACUGCCGGCCGCCGAGGCGCGUACCAUAUUCAGCAUCUCCGUUCAGCUGGUGCGGCUACUGGGUGCCGUGGCCUCGGUACGCCCGGCCCUGGAGGCGCUGUUCCACAGAAUGCUGCUCUACCCGCCGCCGCAGCACCGGGACGACGCCCUCCGAGUCGUCAAACAGGUGCUUCAGACUCCGGAGCUGCUGCUGGCCUUCUGUGGCCCAACACUGGUCCACCAGGAACCCAGCGCCAAACACGUACCCGUCAACGAUCUAUCACUGCUACAGAUCACGAUCGACUCGAUCAUGGAGUGCAGCUCGCUGCCGGAGCCAUCAGCCACACACACGGGUGUGAGCUGCUGCGUGGCGCUGCUGCAGUCUCUGGAGGCGCUCUGCGAGGGGCGGCACGUGUCGACCGAGUACGCUCAGCGCGUCAACUCGCUCUACGCCAGGCUCGAGGAGGCCGACUACCAAGGUCCUGUAACGUACGGCGGUGCGGAGCUGGCUGGUCCGAGGGGUCACAGCCACACACCGUCGCCCGCUGACUCAGAGUCCGAUGACUCGGGUGACACCGAGGGCCCUGAGACGAGCGACUCAGAUGAACAGGACGCGGGACAGCUGAGCCCCGAUGCGGAGCACCGCCGUCGGAGACAGGAGGAGGAGAUCUGCCGACUGGAGCGGCUGCGCGGCGGACGGCCAACGCAGCUCCAGCACUACGACUGUUCGAGUGAGCAGGAGCGGCGUCACUGCCGCCAUUUCGUGCAGACUCUGCGCGCCCUGCUGCCCUCCCUGCUAGCCAUCCGCAGCUGCCUGGAGGUCGACAGGGCCGUCCAGGAGUUCGCCUCCAAAUACUGUGACGGUCUGUACAGCUCCCAGUCGGAUCUGAGCCGCACCGACCCGCACCAGCUGAUGAUCAUUAACGCCGACGGCGUGUAUCUGGCCUGCUACGCGGCGCUGCUGCUCAACCUGAAGCUGAUUCGCAGCGGCUACUACAGCGGACAGACGGCGGCGCUUACCGUUACCGAGUCUGAGUUUGUGGAGGACGUACUGGGCAGCGGCGUGCUGGUCUACCUGAGCACCAGCUGGCUGGCCGAGCUGUACCAGCAGGUGGUGCACUGUGACCUGCUGCACCAGGCCGGAUACACCGACCGCGGCGCCAGCCUCAUCAGUCUCAUCACCGACCUGGACGGUCUGGGCAGCGUCGAGCCGGGCAGCCAGCUACUCUCCGACUACCGGCGCCUGGAGCGGGCGGCCUCCAACGUGGACCGGGACCCGGCCGUCGAGGCAGGUGUGAAGCUGGCCCGCCGGGUGCUGACGGCCUGCUGGGACCCGCUGCUGGAACUGCUCUCGGCGCCGCUCUCCGGACCGGCGACUGGUCGGCGGCGGCGGACUCAGGCGCUGCAGAGACAGGCGGCCGGCGCGGCGCUGGACGGUCUGCAGCGCGCCGCCCGGCUCAGCAACGCCACCGGUCUCCAGGUGCGCUGCGGCUCCGUGUUCAGUUUUCUGACGGCCGCCUCGUGCACUGAGAGUGACGGUGAGGCCGAGUCGGCUGGCCGCUCCCGGCGCCGGCCGCGACUGCCGCUCGUCGGUCAGGCGCCCGUGCAGCUGCACGCGGCACACGUUCUCAGUAUGGAGGUCAUCCUGAGCAACGGGCUCGACCUGGGCAGCCACAGCGCCGACUGCUGGCCGCACAUCUUCAGGUGCGUCCUGUACCUGGGAGCUCUGGAGCGGCGGCUGUUCUCUGACCGCGGUGGCGGCUCAGCCGGCUCCAGUUCCACCCUCCCUCCGCCGACGCGACACGAUGCGGACGCGUUGCGGCUGACGUUCGGCCGACCGGAGGAGGACGAGUCGCUCUGCGGCGACACGUACGGCUACCUGGCCAGCUCUCACGGCCCGGCGCCGGACACUGUGGACAUAGCCGCCCUGGUGCACGAGUCCGGCGCCGACGACCGGCACGGCGGCGUGCUGCCCGCCCCCUUCGCAGCGCGAGCCGUCAGCGGACUCACGCAGAUGGCUGACAGGCUGUUCAACGACGCCGCGCACAAGCUGAACCUCUCCUCACUGCUGAGUUUCCUGCGCGAGCUGUGCCGCGCUUCCCAGCGGCAGCUGUUCGCCGUGCCGGCCCCGGCCCCGGCGCCGGCCUUCUGGCGGCGGCGGGGCCGGCGCGCGCCGGACGCGGCCGGCGAGCAGUGCGCCGCGCUGCUGCUCACGCGGCUCGGCGACGUGCUGCUGAAGGUGGUCGGAUCCGGCCGGCCGCUGGUGCACCUGAUGCGCGCCUGGCCCAUCGUCGGACACCACCUGAUGGAGGCGGCGUGCCACAAGGACCUGGCAGUCUCGAAGAAAGCGGUCUCGUGUAUCCAUGACGCUGUGAACGCGAUACUGGGCUCACAGCUGGAGCUGCCCCACUACCACAUCAACGAGGCGCUGUUCAAGCCGCUCGAGACGCUGCUGUGCCUCGAGCUCUGCGACACGGACGUGCAGGAUCAGAUCGUGGGCUCGAUCUGCGAGUUUGUCGAGGUGAGCACCUCAGAGAUCCGCAGCGGCUGGCGGCCGCUGUUCGGCGCGCUCUGCUCGGUCCGCUCUGCCGCCUCUGCCGGCCACGUGCGCGCCGUGCUGGACGUCUUCGAGGCGUUCCUCGACACCCACAACGUACUGGUGUUCGCCAACGCUGCCGUCGACUGCAUCAUGUGCCUGCUGAAACACGUCCGAGGGCCGCCCGAGCUCCGAGACGGCGAGGAGCCCGAACAGGUGAUCGAGCUGGGUGCCCUGGAUGACGACUCGCGCGACCUGGGCCUGGCGGCGCUCCGCUACAUCGCGCGCUGCCACGCCAUCCUGGCCUCCAUGCACGGAAUGCGCAACUGUCCGGUGUUCCACGCAGCGCACAGGAUCCAGCUGAACACGGUACCUCUGACGGUGGACCCGGUGUUUACGGACGAGUUCAGUACGGACCCGGACGUGGACCCGGACCCGGACUGUGAGCUGGACCCGGACCGUGUGUCGCCCGUCACCUACGAGCGUCUGGCCGUGGAGGGCGGCGUCACAGAGCUGCAGGAGCUGGAUAACGCCAGUGGUAUCCUGCGCGUGUGGUACCUACUGCUGGAGGGUCUGGCCGGCGCCACGGCCACCUGCGCGCGACGCCACCAGCCGCAGACCAUGGAGACGCUCUUCUCGCUUCUGCGGUCGCUGGCCGACCAGCCAGGCGCCGAGUUCGGUAUCUACUGCGUGAACCACCUGCUGCUGCCGAUGAUGCAGGGCUGGCUGCGCAGUACGAGCCGGCGUCACGGCGGCUGGAGCAGUUUCGCCACCAACUUCAAACAGUGCGGCGGCAUGGCCACCGACCUGGUGGUCUUCUACCUCACCCGCGUGCCAGCUGGCGCGUCCGAGCGGCACCAGGCCGGUGUUGACCUGAUGCUGCGCCAGCUGCUCCUGGUCAUGAUCGAGUGCGCCUGUCAGCCGCACGAAGUCGUCUCCCGGCUGGGCUGCGCCUGCAUCAGGCACGUGGCGCUGUCGGCCGGCGCCGGCGGCCUCUGCGGCGAACAGCGCUGGCAGCCGGUGGUGACGGCGCUCCACCGGGCGCUGGCGCUGACUCUCCGGCCGCUCCGGCGGCUGAUGGCCGCCUUCCGAGUCGACUCUGAGAACUUUUACGGCGACCUGGGCCGGGUGAAGGUGGCCGCGCGGCGCGACUGUACCGGCCGAGACAGUGACCGGCUGCGACAGCUGGCACAUCAGGUGUUCCUGCUGGACGGCCAGCGUCCGCCGGUGCUGGAGACCAGCGAGAACCCGGACGCCGAGGACCGCUCCUACGUGUUCCUGCUGUUCGGCUCUGACGAGGGAGACGAGAGCCCGGCGCGCGUGCCGCUCCGUCACCUGGCCGUGGGCCUGCUGGCGCACCAGGUGCUGCUACAGACGGUGGGCGCCAUCCUGCUGCACGGAUCCCCACACCUGGUGCCCAGUCUGGCGAACGUCCUGUCCCCGGUGGGCUCGGCCGGUCAGUCUCCGUGCGGCGGCUCUACUCCCGGCGCGCUGCCCGGCUUCCUGCAGCAGCUGAGCCCCCACCAGGUGACCACUCUGAUGGACGCCCUGGAGGGCUCUCAGCGCGCGGCGGUCGCCUUCGACAGCCGGCCGGGCCUCAAGUUCCUGGUGCAGAAGGUGUGUGGAAUGGAGCGGGCGGCCAACCUGUACGGCCAGGCGGGCGCCGGCUGGACGCUGCGCGCCGUCACUGCCCUGCACCUGGCCGUGGCGGAGGCGGGCGGCGCGCACCUGACCCAGCUGCGGGCCCUGCUCACCGACUGCUGCCAGCGCUACUGCCAGAUCGUGCGGCACGCCGACGGCCCGGAGGUCGACGGCGCCGCCCACCAGCCCGUGUUCUUCCUGCUGGCGCAGGGUGACGACUAUCCGGGCGGCAGCGGCGGUCCGCCGGAGCCGCCGCCGCAGCCCGUCCAGGCCGGGUCGCCGCUCGCCGGCCCUCCGAAACCGUUCUGUUUCGCUGACCUGGCUCGGACCCUGGAGUCGGACCCGGCGGCGGGCGAUGGGGCCGAGCCUGGCGCCGAGUCGGAGCCGCCGCCGGAGUCUCCCGACUGCUCCGAUCACGAGGAGGACGUGCCGACCGACUCUGGCGUGGCCGACUCUGACGACCAGGUGUACAGCGUGGUGACCGACCAGCAGCUCUCCAGCCUCAUCGGCCAGUACAAGAGGCGCAAACCGGCGCGCUCGAUGCCGCUGGUGGCGGCGGCCGGCCGGAGGAACCCGUUCCUGGCCGGACGGGCGGCCGCCGCGCAGGGGACCUCCGAGCCAGUGCCGCCCGAGAUCGAACAGCAGCGCCGCACCAGCCUCAUCAAGGACAGCGAGGCGCAGCAGCGCGUAUGGACCGAGAUGGUUGUCUCGAUGCUGGAGCUGGUGGCUCGCCAGUCGGACUCCACGCUGCGCCUCCUGCUGCCGGCCGUGCACCCCAGUGUGCGCACGCUGACCGCCCACGCCGCCGAGCCGGCGCUGCGCCAGGCCCUCGCCGAGUUCUUCCAGCGCGUCGGCACCGCCUACGGGUUCGCCGACGACGACGACGAGUAAAGGCGAGUGGAGACGAGUUGAGGACGCCUCUCAGGUGACCACUCAGAUCUCUAACGGUCUGUAACACUAUGUACAUUCCUACCAGAAUAUCCGCAAUUGCGCUUUACCCCGUUGGAUGUAGAUGUUUAUGAGCAAACAACAUUUCCUCGUACCGGUAAUGUUUCUGUUUAUGAGAUGACCUUUUGUCCAUGACCGUUAGGAGCUGUUGUGAGUGAUUAUAUACCUAGUCAAGAGACAACAAAACCGUUAUUUUACGUAGUCUGCGUCUUUAGUCAGUUACCUCGAAUCCAGUGACGUCAGCAGGCUCAACAUCCUGGAACUGAAUGGUAAAGCCUAUCUAAGGACAGUCAUAUGUGAUGACAAAGAAACGUCGCUGAAUCAGGGAAUGCAGGAUGUGAACAGAUUGUCAGUAGUCAUCAGUCUCUGUGUGAGCUCUGGAAAAGAGCUCUGAUGCAUCGACAGUAAUGAGUAAAGACUCCGCUCGUAGAAAACAGCGAAACUUCUACACUCGUAGAAGACAGCGAAACUUUUACUAUUGGACGUCCAGAGCAGACCUGACGCGACGGGCUCGCAGCCUGACUGCAUCUUUGUGCAAUGUGCUUUGUUGUUGCUCUCAGGGUUGUGCUUGACUCAUGAGUCGAGUCAAAAAUUUGACUCAACUCUGACUCAAAUGAGUCAGAUUUGAGUCGAAUCGGAUAAAUUUUUGAGCUGUUGAGUUGAGUCAGAGUUGAGUCGGACAAAAAUAUUUAGGCGUUGAGUUGAGUCAGAGUUGAGUCAGUAAAAUAACUUUUGACAUUGAGUUGAGUCAAACAUUUAGGAACAUGAGUCAGCUGACUCAACUUUCCAGAAACAAGCUUUCCAUUCCCCACCCCCGCUUCCCUGACCCUGUUGCCGGACUUUUUCACCCCCCUCCCCCCGCUCAAGAGCUUUUUUUAUCAGUCAAUUUUGAGUCAACUCACUUGACUCAACAAAAAAUUUGAGUCAAGUUUGAGUCGACUCAUAUUUUCAUUGAGCCGCUUGAGUCAUGAGUCGAGUCAAGGGAAAAAAUCAGCUCCUUGUUUGAGUCAGAGUUGAGUCAGGGCUUUCUGAGGUUGAAUGAUGAGUCGAGUCGGUAAAUUUUUUUGAGUCGAGCACAAUCCUGGUUGCUCUUUUGUGUCGCCAUUUGAUAUAUUGCUUUCAUAUUUAUUAUAUGUUUUGCUGAGGGCGAUAGAUAAGCCCCAUGAGCCAUUCCGAUAUGCUUAGUGCUAGUUUGGCACGUUUAGUCGCCACAGUCAAGCCACAUCGAUUCUCAGGAAUUUAUAGUUCAUUGAUUAUCUAGUCAGAUAUAUGAAUGUUGUAUUUUCGCUGAACAAAGUGCAUCGAUGUGCUAGAGUCUGCAUUGAGCGACGUGCAUGCAUGAAAUAUUAGCGUCCUAUUGCGGUGCAGCUCUUUAUUUGCCCAUUUGUGUUGUGUGGGUUAUGUUGUGCGACUUGUUUCGCAGCUCUGUGUGCAAUAUGUUGUGCUGUGUGCUAUAUCCAUUAUACGGUCGCUGUUUCCCCUAAUCUGCAAUGACUGUGUUGUUGGCCGUAUGUUCCUUGUUCUUUGCCGACUGCGCUGCUGUGUGUUAGGUGUUCUGUUGUGCUAUGUCGAAGUCUAUCGUUGUAUCUCUCGAGGCGAUGUGCGGCAGAGUCUCAAUGCGAGUGUCUCCCCUGCUGCCUUUUGAGAACCCAGCCGUGCUCUCGCUACCAGCCGGCAGAAGCCAUUCCUCCCUUCCCUGUACCACAUUCCAGGCACGGUGGUCGCCACUACUGGAGAUGCCUAUGCCUAUCUGCCCUGAUGUAUUUGUGAUAUACACCAAAAAUAUUGUUAAUCGAUGUUUGAUGGGCUGCUAUUUUGUCUCUGGAAUUAUUGAAUAAAAAAUUACAAUGCC
Molecule: messenger RNA, 8010 nt
Organism: Amphibalanus amphitrite
Lineage: Eukaryota; Metazoa; Arthropoda; Thecostraca; Balanomorpha; Balanidae
Product: brefeldin A-inhibited guanine nucleotide-exchange protein 3-like
Exons: 32
Coding region: 159-6101 (1980 amino acids)
Biological process (GO): regulation of ARF protein signal transduction
Molecular function (GO): guanyl-nucleotide exchange factor activity
Source: RefSeq, a predicted model, not a curated record